Molecule: messenger RNA, 2304 nt
Organism: Eremothecium sinecaudum
Lineage: Eukaryota; Fungi; Ascomycota; Saccharomycetes; Saccharomycetales; Saccharomycetaceae
Gene: KEX2
Product: kexin KEX2
Exons: 1
Coding region: 1-2304 (767 amino acids)
Biological process (GO): protein processing
Cellular component (GO): trans-Golgi network; Golgi membrane
Molecular function (GO): serine-type endopeptidase activity
Source: RefSeq, a predicted model, not a curated record
AUGAAGGCUGUAGGUGUAUUUUUUGUGGGUUUAUCUAUAUUGCAAUAUGCGUAUGGGCAGAUAGUACCAGCAAAAGACUAUGUCAAGAGGAAAUACUUUGCAGUUGAAUCAAGGAAUAAUGUUUCUGCUAUAUUGAUGGAGCAUCCAAACUGGACCUUUGAGCAUAAUGCUCGCGGACUUGAUAACCAUUAUGUUUUCUCAGUAGGCUUGGGUGAUGCAAAUAAAAGGUCAAAUGUACAAGAUGAAUUGGACGAGAGUGUGCUUUCAUAUCACGAUUUGAUCCCGGAGAGGCUUUACAAGAGGAUGCCAGUACCAGGCCAGGUGGACGCUUCUGUUGAGGCCUUUAGGGUGGACAUUAAGCAAAAGUUGUCAAUUGAAGAUCCAACAUUCAACAGGCAGUGGCAUCUUAUGAAUACCUUAUACCCUGGAUUUGACUUAAAUGUUACUGGACUUUGGCUUAAUAAUAUUACAGGUAAAGGUGUUGUGGUUGCUGUGGUCGACGAUGGCUUGGAUUUUGAAGGCGAUGAUUUAAAGGAUAACUUUUGCGCGGAAGGCUCUUGGGACUUCAAUGACAAUACAGCUCUACCCAAGCCGCAGCUUAGGGAUGAUACCCAUGGCACACGUUGCGCAGCGGAGGUUGCUGCUGCUAGAAACAACGUUUGUGGCGUGGGGGUUGCAUAUAAUUCUAAAGUAUCUGGAAUCCGAAUUUUGUCAGAUGAUGUUACUGUGGAGCAGGAGGCUGCUUCUUUGGUAUAUGGACUAGGUGUCAAUGAUAUAUAUUCAUGCUCUUGGGGCCCGGUUGAUAAUGGUGCAGAAAUGCAGGGUCCCAGUCCUAUGGUUCAAAAAGCCUUGAUAAAAGGCGUUAGUGAGGGUCGCGAUAAGAAAGGCGCUUUGUAUGUUUUUGCAAGUGGUAAUGGUGGUAUGAACGGUGACAAUUGUAACUAUGACGGCUUUACAAAUUCUAUUUACUCGAUUACUGUUAGUGCUAUAGACCAUAUGGGUGCUCACCCGCCCUAUGCUGAAAGCUGUUCAGCGGUUUUAGUGGUCGCGUACUCCUCGGGAAAUGGAGAAUUUAUCCAUUCUACUGGUGUUCAUAACACAUGCAGUGAUACUCAUAGUGGUACAUCCGCAGCUGCACCUUUAGCUGCAGGUGUUUACGCUUUAGUUCUUGAGGCAAAUCCAAACUUAACAUGGAGAGAUGUACAAUAUUUAACAAUUCUCUCGUCGUUGGAAGUAGAUGAAAAAGACAGUGGUUGGCAAGACGGAGCGUUGGGUAAAAGGUACUCACACAAGUACGGAUAUGGUAGAAUGGAUGCAUAUCGUAUUGUGGAGGCCGCAAAGACCUGGGAAAACGUGAACCCACAAUCAUGGUUUUAUUGUCCCACAGUGAAGGUGAAGAAAAAUACUAAAUCUACGGAAAACUCCCUCGAAUCUUCUUUCACUGUCACAGAACAAGACUUGAUCGAUGCAAACUUCAAACGUGUUGAACACGUUACAGUUACAGUAAAUAUUAAUGCCGACGUGCGUGGACAUACAACUGUGGAUUUGAUUUCACCAGGUGGCACAGUAUCAAACCUUGGCGUUGUAAGAAGAAGGGACAUGCAUUCAGAAGGUUUUAAAGACUGGACUUUUAUGUCCGUUGCGCAUUGGGGUGAAUCUGGCAAAGGCGAAUGGAAACUUGUCGUCAAAACUGCUUCUAACGCAAACCUGGUGGAACUCAUCGACUGGAGGCUCAAACUUUUUGGUGAAUCAAUUGACGCUUCUAAAGCAGUUCCCUUUGAAUUUGGUAACGAUGACGAAAGCCACAUCACUCACCAACGUCCAUCCCCAAGUCAUUCAUCUAGCUCAUCUGAAAGUUCAUCUGAAAGUCCGUCUGGAAGUUCACUGUCUGGAGCGAAUAUGCUGCCAACGACAGGCCACGCGAAAACCUAUUACUUCACAAUCUUUAUGAUAGGUGCAAUGGUACUAAUAUUUUACUUUAUAUUCUUUUCGAAAACAAGGCGGGUGAGAAGGUCAAGAGCAGAGACUUUUGAAUUCGAUAUAAUUGACACUGACUCAGAGUACGAUUCUUCUGUCGACCAAAGCAUGGACAAUACUGCUCGGAUCUUGACCGACAAUGAUUUCAAUGACUUUACUUUCGCUCUUUCGGAUGAAGAACAACAAGCUAAUGCAGAAAACCCAUUCCUAAGCGAAGAAGAUCCUGAGUCUAAACAUCAUGCCAAAAGUUCAGAUCCAUUGUUGAAGGACACUGUUGAAGCAAUCGAAGACCCAGUCUCGACUACUGACUCAAAUACAAGACAAUAG